GAGGAGAGGGGUGGGGCUAAGGCCGGUCAGUCAGGCUUUGGGAAGCCGGGAAGAAAUUGUCUCCCGGCCGUGAGAAAAACGGGAGGUAAUAGUGGGGGCAACGGCGGUGCUGGGGUCGCCCCCGUCCUGUGAUUGACAGCCCGGACUUUCCACCCGGGCGGUGAAGUCAGAGCAGGGAAUGUAUGACAACAUGUCCACAAUGGUGUAUCUAAAAGAAGACAAAUUGGAAAAGCUCACUCAGGAUGAGAUUAUUUCCAAGACUAAACAAGUGAUUCAAGGCCUAGAAGCCUUGAAGAAUGAGCACAAUUCCAUCUUACAGAGUUUACUUGAGACACUAAAAUGUUUGAAGAAAGAUGACGAGACCAAUCUGGUGGAAGAAAAAUCAAAUAUGAUUCGGAAGUCUUUGGAAAUGCUAGAAUUGGGACUAAGUGAAGCUCAGGUGAUGAUGGCUUUGUCAAAUCAUCUAAAUGCUGUAGAAUCAGAGAAACAGAAAUUACGUGCCCAAGUUCGUAGGCUAUGCCAAGAAAACCAGUGGCUAAGAGAUGAACUCGCUAAUACCCAGCAGAAAUUACAAAAAAGUGAACAGUCUGUGGCUCAGCUGGAAGAAGAAAAGAAGCACCUUGAAUUCAUGAAUCAGUUAAAAAAAUAUGAUGAUGAUAUAUCACCUUCAGAGGACAAAGACGCAGAUUCUGCCAAAGAACCAUUGGAUGAUUUAUUCCCCAAUGAUGAAGAUGACCAAGGACAAGGAAUUCAACAGCCACAUAGCAGCGCAGCAGCAGCUGCCCAACAAGGUGGUUAUGAGAUUCCAGCAAGAUUAAGGACCCUCCAUAAUCUUGUCAUUCAGUAUGCUUCCCAAGGUAGAUAUGAGGUUGCAGUACCACUUUGUAAGCAAGCUCUCGAAGACCUUGAAAAGACUUCAGGCCAUGAUCACCCUGAUGUUGCCACUAUGUUGAACAUACUUGCAUUAGUAUACAGGGACCAGAAUAAAUAUAAAGAUGCAGCAAAUUUACUGAAUGAUGCCCUGGCCAUUCGUGAAAAGACCUUAGGCAAAGAUCAUCCCGCGGUUGCAGCAACUUUAAAUAAUCUUGCUGUACUUUAUGGGAAAAGAGGAAAAUACAAGGAAGCUGAACCUUUAUGUAAGAGAGCUUUGGAAAUCAGAGAAAAGGUGCUGGGAAAAGACCAUCCAGAUGUUGCCAAACAGUUAAAUAAUCUGGCAUUACUAUGUCAGAACCAGGGCAAAUAUGAAGAAGUAGAAUACUACUAUCAGCGGGCACUUGAGAUCUACCAAACAAAAUUGGGGCCAGAUGAUCCAAAUGUAGCAAAAACAAAGAAUAAUUUGGCAUCCUGCUAUUUGAAACAAGGGAAAUUUAAGCAAGCAGAAACUUUGUACAAAGAGAUUCUUACUCGUGCCCAUGAAAGAGAAUUUGGCUCCGUGGAUGAUGAAAACAAACCGAUUUGGAUGCACGCUGAGGAGAGAGAAGAAUGCAAGGGAAAACAAAAAGACGGCAUGACAUUUGGUGAAUAUGGAGGCUGGUACAAAGCUUGCAAAGUUGACAGUCCAACAGUUACAACUACUUUAAAGAAUCUUGGAGCACUUUAUAGACGUCAAGGCAAGUUUGAAGCUGCUGAAACACUAGAAGAGGCAGCAAUGAGGUCCCGUAAACAGGGACUUGAUAAUGUUCACAAACAAAAAGUUGCUGAAGUACUUAAUGAUCCAGAAAGUAUAGAGAGAAGACAAAGCCGUGAGAGCCUUAAUAUUGAUGUGGUAAAGUAUGAGAGUGGACCGGAUGGAGGAGAGGAAGUGAGUAUGAGCUUAGAAUGGAAUGGGGAUGGCACUGGAUCAUUAAAACGCAGUGGUUCCUUUAGCAAACUUCGUGCUUCAAUUAGACGCAGCAGCGAGAAGCUGGUUAGAAAACUGAAGGGAGGAAGUUCACGAGAAAGUCCUGGCAUGAAGCGUGCCAGUUCAAUGAAUAUUCUUAACGUGGGUGGCAAAACAACUGAAGAUCAUUUUCAAGGACGAACUAAUUGUCUGACAGAUUCAAGAGCUAAGAGUGUCAGUCACACUGAUUUGGCCCACUGAGGUUCUGGAACAGAUGCUAGCUAAAAUAUUCGUAUGAAUCAUGAAGCACUGAGAUUCAGAGGUUUUGGGGGUCCCCAUUAUGAUCUUUUUAGCACUUUCUAGGUUAAAGACAUAGGAGAAUGGACUAUUUCUAGGCUCUCUUAAAAUAACUGGCAUUUUAAAGAAUCCUAGAGUUAGCAAUUAGCUUCUUUCUGAAGCAUGCUGAGUUUGUUGCAUUGUUACUAGCAAAUUGGAGUUUGUUACAGAUAGCUGUAUAGCAGUAUUCAUAAGCAGAGGAAAAUAUGUCCACAAAAAGGAACUGAAAUACAAAAAAUGCAAAAGCUUUCCUCAACAUGCUGUUUUAAAACUGUUACAGGAGCAUCCAUUAUUAACUAUGUAAGCAUCUGCUAGAAUGAGAUUUACGUUAAGUUCAUUGCUGUAAGGAAUAAGGACUUUGUACACAUUAUAUAUAGAUUACAGAUAUGAAAAUUGUCAUGUAGCUUAUGACAUUCAGGUUUGAAAUCAAGAAGGCACAAUACUGGUUAAUUGGAAUGGAAUAACUUGGACACCUCUUGAAAAUGACAAUAGCCAAUUUAUUGUGGCUUUCUUCAGUCUAAAAAAUAAGGAAAGUGGUGCAAUUUACUUUAACCUGGAAGAGAAAAGCAGAAUAAGCUAAACCCAUCAGGUUUUCAGUCUUCAUUUCAAUCCCACAGAACACUCCUUUUUUUCCUCAGUCCCGAAUUGUAAGAACUUGUUUCCUCUUGAAUCUGACUUCUAUUUCAGUUUGGAGUGCAAAAGGGGAAAAAUAAGUACUGUACUGUGAAGUUGUGGCUUGCAAGAGGAACUCGUAAGAAAUUUGUCAGGAUAAAAAAAAAAAGCCAAUUAGUGGCAACUUUUUCAAUCUUCCAUUGG
Messenger RNA from Notechis scutatus (mainland tiger snake), 2971 nucleotides. It is a transcript of the gene KLC1, whose product is annotated as kinesin light chain 1. Gene Ontology annotation, cellular component: cytoplasm; kinesin complex. Gene Ontology annotation, biological process: microtubule-based movement. Gene Ontology annotation, molecular function: kinesin binding. NCBI's taxonomy places the organism in Eukaryota, Metazoa, Chordata, Lepidosauria, Squamata, Elapidae. The record is from RefSeq and is a predicted model, not a curated record.